Molecule: messenger RNA, 2016 nt
Organism: Pezoporus flaviventris
Lineage: Eukaryota; Metazoa; Chordata; Aves; Psittaciformes; Psittacidae
Gene: MTNR1A
Product: melatonin receptor 1A
Exons: 3
Coding region: 549-1283 (244 amino acids)
Biological process (GO): G protein-coupled receptor signaling pathway
Cellular component (GO): membrane
Molecular function (GO): melatonin receptor activity
Source: RefSeq, a predicted model, not a curated record
CCCCGGCCCUGCCCUGGGAGGCAGUGGUGCAGCAGCAGGAUGAGAGUGAACGAGAGCGAUCUGAACAGCUCCGUCCUCCCGCGGGACCCUCCGUCCGAGGGCGCCCCGCGCCGCCCGCCGUGGGUGACCUCCACCUUGGCUGCCAUCCUCAUCUUCACCAUCGUGGUGGACCUGUUGGGCAACCUCCUGGUCAUUAUCUCCGUGUACCGCAACAAGAAGCUGAGGAACGCGGGUGAUCCCCGGACAUCCUGUUGUGCCCUGAGAGACAGUGGGUAGCCUGACACAUAUUUGACUCAAGGGAGAUAACUUGUAGAAGACUAAGUUGUAGCACAGAUUCAGGGUUCUGAUGAAAACUGAGAUGUUGAUGGCAAUGAACAUUAUUUCAGACAUGAAAAACUUCCAAUAUUAAAAAUGGAAAUGUGUUUGUUGUAAGCCUGGCAGUUGCAGACUUGGUUGUAGCAAUCUACCCAUAUCCACUGGUGCUCACAUCUGUAUUUCACAAUGGAUGGAAUCUGGGAUACCUUCAGUGCCAGAUUAGUGGCUUCUUGAUGGGCCUAAGUGUCAUUGGAUCAAUCUUCAAUAUUACAGGCAUCGCUAUCAAUCGAUACUGCUAUAUCUGCCACAGUCUCAAAUAUGACAAGCUGUACAGCAACAAGAAUUCAUUGUGCUACGUUGUUCUUAUCUGGGUCCUAACAUUUGUUGCUAUCGUGCCCAACCUUUUUGUGGGAUCACUGCAGUAUGACCCCAGGAUUUACUCAUGUACAUUUGCACAAUCAGUGAGCUCAGCAUAUACAAUAGCAGUUGUGUUUUUCCAUUUCCUGCUCCCCAUAGCCAUUGUUACUUUCUGUUACUUGAGAAUAUGGAUCCUUGUUAUUCAGGUAAGGCGAAGGGUUAAACCGGAUAACAACCCCAGGCUGAGACCACAUGACUUUAGAAACUUUGUAACCAUGUUUGUAGUAUUUGUGCUGUUUGCAGUCUGCUGGGCUCCUUUGAACUUCAUAGGCCUUGCUGUGGCUGUCAACCCAGCUGCUGUUAUCCCUAGGAUUCCAGAGUGGUUGUUUGUAACUAGUUAUUACAUGGCAUAUUUCAACAGCUGCCUUAAUGCUAUAAUAUAUGGACUCCUGAACCAGAACUUCAGAAGAGAAUACAAGAGAAUUAUUGUUACUUUUUGUACAGCAAAAAAUUUUUUCCAGGAUAGUUCUAAUGAUGUGGGAGACAGGAUGAAAAGUAAACCUUCUCCAUUAAUUACAAACAACAAUCAAGUGAAGGUGGACUCUGUGUAAAAAUGGGAAUCUUAUUAUUGUCACUCAACAACAUUCAGAUAAAGAACUGUUUUAUUAGAUCUACUGUUAAAUAUUAUAGUGAAAUAUCUUCUACACUGAAAGCACUUUUAUCAAAUUUCUUGCAUGGUAUUUGGAAACUCAAGUUACAGAGACUUGACAUGCAGAUCCUAUUAUACAGUGGAACAUCUCUUGUAUAAUAACACAAUGAUAUCCUUGAGGGAAUUACAAAGUUAUGCAUGGAUACUUCCUUCCCCAUCUCCUCCUCCUUAAAUGGAAAUAAACAACUAGAAAUAGAUUGAAACAGAAGUGUCCACAUCACCUGGCUCAAUAAAAGAAAUUACAAAACUGUUCCUACCACUUUCAGCCACUUUCUGGCCAGGUUGUGGUCCUGAUUCUAAAACCUCUGGGAACUUCUUUUAAAAAAUGAAAUCAGAAAUAUAUUAGGAAAUGUGAAAUGAGAAAUCAAGGUAAUUGAAAAUUCAUUAGAAUUUUUGACAAGGACCUCGAUCUAUAUUGCUUUGUUCCUAACAUGGACAUGAUUAUUAAUUUUUUUGGAAAUUAAACCUCACCAUCCCUCCUAGGAAUGGUAUUCUCAAUUGACUUUUCAAUUUUAAAAUAGCUUUUGGGAGGAGAAUUAUACCUGACUGAUUAUCUUCAAAGUUACAAGGUCAGGAGGACAAACAGCAAGGAAAGAAAAAAGCCAUGAUUCAUCAGCUCAGGCUGUUUGGGCAUG